This is a messenger RNA of Pocillopora meandrina, 12241 nucleotides long. The record is from the annotation of a GenBank genome assembly. NCBI's taxonomy places the organism in Eukaryota, Metazoa, Cnidaria, Anthozoa, Scleractinia, Pocilloporidae.
CACGGGUCGACUCAACAUUGGGGUCACUUCUCAAACUUUGAGUCACGUUAUAAAUGAACGAUAGUCUCUUCUUAGAAUCACAAGCAACGGAAAUCUUUAAAACAGUCACAUAUACGCGGAGAUAUGUCACUACGGAGGUAGAGCGUUAAAGACGGGAUAUAACUCUUUCAAUUUCUGGCGUUAACGGUGAAGUGAUCAUGGGUUUUAUCCGAGUAAAAUUGAUAGAAGUCGAGCCGGCGUCGACUUGGGUGAAAGACCCACAGUCCUUUGAUUGUUACUGCGCUGUGCACAUAAAAGAAGCAGUGAUGUCUGCAUCGCAGGGAAUUUCACUAGUGCAGAAGAAAAAGACAAUUUAUCCAGAAUGGAACAAGUGCUUUGAUACUCAUUUAUACGAAGGCCGAGUAAUAACCAUUGUAGUUCUACAGAAACCUACUGGAAAGGUUGUAGCCGAUGUCUCAAUUGGAGUUCAGUUCUUGGUUGAUCAAUGCAAGCGUGAUGCACAUGGUUUUUCCAGUGUUUGGGUGAGUUCGUAUCAAAUUCUAACUACGCUUCUAUUUUCGUUGUGAAAACUUCUCCCGGUAAUAGGCCUCCUCUUCUUGCAAACUUCAAUCAUGUUUCGACAUCUGCCAUCCCUAUAAAUAUCCAUACUAAUAUAUUAAAACCUUUCAGAUUGUAUCGAUCGUGGUUUUAGUCUAAAGAAGCAUGUAUUCGUUAUUUUUCCUUCUGCUCUGUACAAAUUAAUUUCACGGCUAAUUGAGAUUAAGAAGCUUAGAGAUGCCUUGAGAUUAAGAAUGGGAAACAAAAGCGUUUUAAUUACUUUGGGAAUAAAAAGCGAAUUAUUAGGUUUACUAUCGCACUUCAAACGGAAUCCGAGCUACAAAUUUGCAUAAAAGUACAUUUUGUUUUAAAUAUAGUUUGUAUCGGUUUGUAAUGCUGAAGCUCUUGGCGACAGUAAAGUAUGUGAUAUUUGUAAUCGUCGAAGAAUGUUGCAAAAUUUGCAUCAAAAUCUUUUGUAUAACUUGUUGUGUUGGACGAAUCUCAGGAGUGUGAGGAAUAAAGCACAGACUACCUUUGCCAUUUGAAAUAAUCGCACUGAUAUUCUUUGUAAAAUGAUUGAAUACUCGGCUGAAUAUUCUUAAUGUCUUUCUAAAUUUGUCCCUGGAGAAGUAACUGAAAGGGAUCCCAUCUUUGAAACAAAUUAUUAGUUCAAUUAUGCGUUUACAUUGUAGUUUCCAAUGUUUUUUUUUUCCAGAGGUAUGCAUCAAAUAUUAUUUAAGCACAAUAAAAAUUCAUAUAAUCACCUGAUUUGCAUUGAUGGGAGACAAUAUUAUUGUUGUGUUCUAUCAUGCCUUGGCUACAUGAUGCUUCUUAAUUACUUUCAAUAUUAUCUCUCAACUAAACAAGAGAUGAUUGUCGCAGUAUUGAAAUGACAUGAUUCGAUUUUGGCAAAUAUAUUUUUCAACCUAUGUUUGUAUUGAUCAGGGCUUGACAGCAGCUUUGCAAACAGGAGAUUGUCAUUUCCUGUAGGCAAGCUGAGUCAGAACAGAAAAACCACAUUGCAAUGUUCUUCAGAAGCACUGGCAGACAGUGCUUUUGCUGCCUACUCAAUCUUGAAGUACCAGCUUCUAAGAUUACAAAUUAGACUUGUCUUGAUCUGAAAUAAAUUUUAGCUUAAUUUUUUAUGUACCCAAAGAGAUUUAUUAAAACUGGGAAGGAAACAGUGAGUUCACCUUUUUGCUCCCAAGUGACCAAGAUAUAAUCUCUCCUCACAGUAUCUCUAUAUUAUCAAGCAGCUAUGUGAUGAGACUUGGAAAGAAUGUUAAAUAGGGGAUUAUCAUUUGAUUCAUCACCAAUUUUUUAACACAAUCUUUUUUUAAGGAAUGUGCAUCAGACAAUUAAGAGAAUUUUCAUUCAGAUCUUGGUAAUGAAAGGGUAAAAGCAGUGGGAAGAGAUUCUGGUGAAGUAGAUGCUUGUGUUCCACAGGCACUUGCCUGAUUCUCACUGGCAUGAACUCAACAUGCCUAGCUUUGCUCAAAUGGUUAACCUCAUGUUAGCUGUAUGAGACAUUAAAAAAACAACUCUCUGAUCACAGUUCAAUUUGAUAAAUGGUAAAAAAGGUGUUAUAAUAGUGAAACCAGCUUACUGGAUUUUAAUCAUUAAAAAAUAAUGGCUGAGUUGUAAGUGAAAAAAUGUUUUUUUCUUCCUUCUCUGAUAUAGCUGGAUCUUCAACCCAAUGGCAGACUACUGGUUCAAGUGCGGCAUUUUAUUGAAGUUUUAGGUAAUUAUUUUGUUUCUUGUUGUAGACAAUUCCAGGAAAAUGAGGAUGUUGUUGUCAUGUGUGUUCUGAGAAAGUUGAAAUUCUAGCACCAUGAUGAGUUUUAAUUUCUCAUCUGUUAAUUUUUUGAUGACUGAUUUUGUUGUCUCUUCAGGGAAAAUGGGGAAGUUAUUGUUGAGUGUAUUCUGAGAAAGUUGAAAUUCUAACACCACAAUGAAUUUUACUUUGCCAUCAGUUUGAUUUUUGAAUGAUUGGUUGAUAGAUUUUAGUCUUUUUUUGCUAGAUAAUUAGCAAACUACUGACAUAUUAUUAUGGGAAAGUGAAAAAAUCGUAAAUGGAAAAGAUCAGAGCAAAUGAUUCAAGGAUUAAAUGGAUUUUAAAAAAAAGCCCAAAGUGUUUCUGGUAGAAUGCUUCAUUCUCUUAAGGAAUUAUUUGACAUUAUUUUGUGAAAGAGAGGCAGAAAUGACUGCUGUAUCAGAUGUCACUCAGAGCUUUAUCUUAUUGAAAUUGUAGUCUGUCAACAGGCCUUCAUUGUUAGCCUCUCGGCCUAAGAGUUUCUUUAUCCAGAGGAUAGUAUGAGGCCUUGAGUGAUGGGAAAAAAUAAUGAGGGUGUAUUUGCACACUAUUUAGCGUGUUUGAUCUAAGAUUACCUUAUUCUAUAACUCUCUAUAAAAUGUGCUGCUUACUUUGAUUAUUAUUGUUUACCUGUGAUUUUACAGAUGACCCUACCAAAGAAGGUAAACCCCAUGAAAACCACAGUGGGCUCACUGGAAGGCGUGGUGCCAUGCGAAAACAGAAAUGUCACAUUUUUAAUGGUCACAAUUAUGUUGCCAGAUUCUUUCGGCAGCCUGUGUUUUGUUCUGUUUGUACAGAAUUUAUGUGGUAAGUGUUAGUUAAAGCUACUUCAAACCAUUUUUAAGACUGUUGAAACAUUUAUGUUUAUCAUUACUGAUUAAAAUGUGCCAUCAGCUCCAAUAAGCUGUAGUAAGCACCUGAUAUCUAACCAAUAUAAACUUCUGUCAAUUAAUUUUAUUAUUUCAGGGGAUUUGGAAAGCAAGGAUAUCAAUGUACUGGUGAGCUUUGUUAUUCAUAAUCGAUGCUUAACUAAUUUUUUUUCUUUUUUUUUAAUGCCAGUUAAUGUUACUGAGCAAGGGUGGGAAUUAGAAGUCACCCCUUUAGCACAGCUUGGAAAAGCACAAGGGAGCACCGGGCAGCCAAAAUAAUUUAGCAAACAGCCCAUUUCACUAUUAACUCUAAAAAAUCCACUUGUUAUUUUGAAUGCUUGGAGGGCUCGGCAGCUCCCAGAGCCCUUGCCUGUGGAAGGGGCCUUUAGCUCUUAGUGCUGCCUGCUUUGUAUCACAGUCUUGUUACACAAAAUUGUUUUGACAACCUUGUGAGCAUCUUAUAUUAUCACUUAUGGGUUAACACCAACAGACAAAGAAUAAUUAAGGAAGAGGAGUGAAGGAAUGAAACUUUUAUUUGUAGGUCAAAGUUAUAUUUUGCAGAUUUUUGUGUUGAAAAAACAAAAUUUUGUGGUUUUGAGAGAAUUGAAGUUUGUACUUGAGAGUAAUCUUUGCAAGAACACAAUUCAUUGAGGCAUCCAGUUUUUGAAACCUGGACCCCUUUGCUCAUUAUCUGGGGCAGGGUCCAGCAUGCUAAACAUUAAGGGCAGGUUACUUAAACAAAGUUAAGCCCUUUUUAACAAAACCACAUUCUAAACUAUCUUGAAUUUAGCUGAAUCUUUUAUCUGAACAUAUAUUUUUGUGAACAGUGUCAAGAGGGCAAAAAGCUAGCAUUGGAAGGACAUUUAUUUAAUGAAAAGAACCCUCAUAUAAAGAAUACAUAAGACCCACUGCUUUGGUAAAACUGCGGUUGGGGUUAUACUCUGUGUCUCCUACUGCUCUCUCCAUGAAUGGUGCAUUUGCUAAAAUUACCUUUUUGAACUUUCAGUUUGUACAAAGGUGUGUCAUAAAAAGUGUCAUGACAGAAUUGUCAGUCACUGCCCUGGAACACAAAAUGUAGCUGAGGAAACCAAGGUAUUGGUUGAUUUUAACUCCUAGAAGUGAUAAACAUGUAACUUCUUUAAAACUUUGGAAGUUUUUGAGCAGAGUAGUGAAGUGAGACCCAAAACACCUUGAGAUCUUUUAGAGUUCUUUCUGUCAACUUUUACCUUUAUAAAUGAGUUUUGAUAAAAAUUGUUGAUAUUGUUUUAUCAAAUAUUCCAGCAUUCAUUUCCAACAAAAAAGAUUUUAAGUUUCCAAGGACAUACUGACUCAAACUUCGUUACCCAGUAACCAUAUGUCCUUUCAGAGGACUGUUUGUCUGAAACUUGAGGACCUGGCUUAAAAGUCAGCAAAUGGAAGAUUUUGAUCAGAAAUAAGACGAUCAGUUAAACUAUUGUUAUAAAGGAGACGAAUAUUUAACGAUCAUCUAGGGAAAUUAACACCGAAACCUCUGUUUGAAGCCAGUUUAUUCUGAUUGGAAGUAAUCAGAUGACAAGAGGGAAAUUCUUCAGCGAGUACUUUAGCAAAGGAGCCAUCUUCCUCUCAUCUUCUUGAAUGCACUGCAUGUGGAGUUAUUAUCUUGACCUAAGACCAACUCUUGUAAAUUAUUUCUAUGGAAAUGUGUAGGAGACAGAGGAAAGAAUUACCAAUCAGAUCUUAGGAAUUGUUUCUUUCUUCACUGGCAAUUUCUUUUACUGAUGCUGUUGUAAUCUUUGUUUUUCUAGAAAAUGAAGGAGAGAUUCAAAGUUGACAUUCCACAUAAAUUGGGGCUAACGACAUAUUUAAGACCAACUUUUUGUGACCAUUGUGGAUCAAUGUUGUAUGGAUUAUACAAACAAGGCCUGAAGUGCAAAGGUAACUGUCAUUUUGAGUUUAUUUUAGAAGAGAAAAAAAAAUCAUUUAGCUGACAGGCCCAACCGAUGAAACCAAAUCACGGUUGCGAAGGAGACUAACAGUUUUGUGUCUUGUCUAGAAUGUGGCUUGAACUACCACAAGAAGUGCGAGAGAUUCAUUCCAAACACUUGCGGUAUCAACCAAAUGAUGCUCGCGGAGGCAAUAGCCAUCACGAAGGUGAGCACUUAUUGUUGCAGUUAAGCUGAGCCUAGGUAACUCGCAAUGUACUGUGUCUAAUCUAUGGUUUCACACAAGUUUGUGUUUCCGAGUGGAAGGUGACGCGUUUGGUGCCAGGGUCUUGUGGAUGGCAACCUGUCCAAGGCUUGUCUCAGUUUGUAAAACGGAGCGGCGGAGCGAAAACGUGGGAACUGUUUUGAAAACUAGAGACCAAAAUGUUAGAGACGAAAUAAUGAUGGAAUAAUAAAUCCCUCAUUUGAUGGUUUAACAUAUAAUACGCGCGAAUAUUUUGCUCAUUGCUUGUACUUCCUCUGUGGAGCUCGAAAAAAAAUACUAUGCAACUCGCAAAAUAUCCGUGCGUAUUAUACAUGUAUGUUAAACUAUCGAAUAAGAUGUAUGUAUACUGCUCGAAAGCGUUGCGUGACCAUGUUUUUUUAAAUUUGAUUCCUCAUCACUCUCUGCAGAAAGAGAGGAUACGCAAGAUUAGCCAAGAGCAAAGGCAAGCUCUAGGGGGCAAACCUUCUCCCACAGCUCGUAGUAACAAUGAUGAUGAUGAUGAUGACGAUGAUGAUGACGACGACCAUGGUGUGUAUGAAACUCUGUGGGACGCAAUUUCUCCACCUGUGCCUCAGAGGACAGUCAGUAUCAAAGGAAAAGAUGUCAGAAGGAUUGAACAACCUCUCUACCACAUCGAAGAUUUUAAUCUGCUUAAAGUUCUGGGAAAAGGGAGCUUUGGCAAGGUAAAAUGAGACGUAAAUUGGAACGCUUUUGAAGCGAUCUCGAGUGAAAGUCACAAAAUCGUAGUUAUUGGAGUUGAAGAUAUGUGACAGUCACAAACCGAAGGAAAAUGAAGUGUUAGAUGUACUGAAUGAAAUUGUAAUUUUUCUCUUCAUACUCUGAAACAAAACUAACUUUAGCAAUUAACCCUUUACGCCCUAACAUAAAAAUGCAUGUUCAAUAUACUGUUUUCCAUAUAUUUCCAAGGGCCCUGACAAGGAGAAUUUGUGUAUCAUUGUGACUUUAAUGUGUGAUUCAGGGGUAAUAUUGUGAAUAGAAAGAUUCGACGCUUGUCUCUUUUAGGGGCUAAAAGGGUUUAAGACAUCAAUCUGCUUUUAUGCGGAUUUUAGGAAAUGUACCGUGGUUUGAAACUUAAAGAGAGUUAAGUGCAGAUAUCAAAGUAAGUUUUUUAUACUUUUUCCCUUCAGGUGCUACUCUGUGAGCUGAAAGAAACGAAACAAGCAUUUGCAAUUAAAGCACUGAAAAAAGAUGUGGUUUUAGAAGAUGAUGAUGUUGAAUGCACCAUGGUGGAAAGAAGAAUUCUGGCACUGGCGACGAGGCAUCCUUUUUUGACUCAUCUUCAUUCUGCGUUUCAGUCUCAGGUAUGAUGAGUUGUCGAACAGUUUUCAACUCUGAGUUCAAUGUAAGCUGGUAUUCCAAUGUACCCUUGAGUUCACUAAACCCAAACCAAAGUAAUCAUAAACGGGCCAAUCAGAACGAAGGAAGAUAUCAAGAAGAGCCAAUGAGAACUCGAAACAAAACCAACCAAACUACCUAAAGCGCGGGAAACGCGGAUUGCCAAGACGCAGGUGGUACUAGUUUGCCUCUGAUUGGUUGUGAGGGUGGUGCGAGUUUUCUGGACCAAUCAUAAAGCAAAAUAAAACAAAUUUGAUGCAAUCCCGUGUUACUUACAAUUCUUGAAUGAAGAGUUCUCUAAAAUGCUCUGUGACUGGUCUUGAUAACUCGCCCUUCCCGAACCAAAUCAGUUGCAACGCCAAAACUGUUCGCUCCAUGGUCACCCGCGCUUCAAGCAGUUGGCUUGUUUUAAGGCUACCUUUGGCUACUUGUGAUAUUUGCCCUUCUUAAGUUUUAAGUGUUUAUUAGCCCAACUUAAGGAUGAAACUUACCGCUUUUAGGAUCACUUAUUUUUCGUCAUGGAGUACCUCGGAGGCGGUGACUUGAUGUUCCACAUACAAACUGUCGGCAAGUUUGAUGAGACAAGAUCCAGGUACGUUAUCACAGACAUGUUUGGAUUAUAGAACAAAGUUCAAUUGCUUCGCUUUGUGAUUGGUCCGGAAAACUCGCGCCACCAUCCCAACCAAUCAAUUGCUAAACUAAACCAAUCCCAACUUGGUUGCCUGCAUUUUCCCGCGCUUCAAGCAGGUUGCUUUUUUUUACAACACUCUGCCGCAAAGCGCUCUGAUCCGGGAUCUCGUUAUUAUUGCUAUUCUUGCGAUUGGUCCAAAGACUCGAAACCUUCUCGUUCAAUCAAAUCAAAUGAAAAAAAUGUCACAAUGAUGUCGUGGUCGUUUAUAUUCCCUCCCUUCGGGCCGUUUACUGGUAGAACACGGUCACUGAUGUUUUUCUUUUUUGUUAUUUUACUGAUACACAGGUUCUAUGCUGCUGAAAUUGUGUGUGGCUUGGAAUUCUUACAUGGUCGAGGAAUCGUUUACAGGUACCAAUUUCCUUGCAGAUAUAAGUAUCAUUUGUAACAUUUCCCCCUUUACUGAGUCGUAAUGUUGGUGAUUAGUUGAUUAAUUGCAGUUUACAACCGUCACUUUCCAUAAAAACUCAAUUUGAACUUCCAACACUUUAAAUUGUAGACUUAUAACUCUGAACCAGUUUCGUGUCUUGCGCAGUAAAAUACUUAAUAUGUUAUUUGCUCUUCAACAAAGGACAUUUAAAUGGGUUGCACUUUGUUGUAUAUUUGUUCCUUUUGAAAAUUGCCGUCUAAAAAGCGUGUUUCUAAAUUAGAUGCCCCCAGCCCUUAACUCAUGCACGAUUCUUCUUUUUCCUGUCAUUUAUAGAGAUCUAAAACUCGAUAAUGUUCUGCUGGAUGCAGAUGGUCACAUCAAAUUAGCAGACUUCGGUAUGUGCAAGGAAGGAAUUUCCGAAUCUAAGAAGGCGACAACAUUCUGUGGAACGCCAGAUUACAUUGCACCCGAGGUCGGUUUGAAAUUUUUAUUUCUAUUUGUCUGUGUUUUGUGUUGUUCUUUGUUGCUUGCCAUUGGACAUUUGUCGAAGCCGAAAAUAGAUUUCUUUGAUCAUGCUUCGCCCUGUGAUUGGUCGAGUAAACUCGUGCCGUCCUCUCAACCAAUCAGAUGCAAAUGAAAACUAUUCGCGACUUGGUCACCCGCGUUUUCCCGCGCUUCAGAAUGGUUGUAAGUAUAUUCUCCUGUGACAAUUACCUCGUUCUUAUCGGCCGUUGUGAUUCCUUUUUGCGAUAAUUGACCGACCUUAGCGAAAGAGGAAAGCACACGUUAAGUUAAGUAUCGAGUGAGAGAAAGAGGCAUAAUUGUAGACGGCCAAUUACAAGAACAGAGCGCGGGAAAACGCGGGUUCCUACGACGUGUUUGGUGUUAGUUUUGCAUCUGACCGGUUAAGAGGGUGGCGCGAAUUUUUAUGGACCAAUCACAUAACAAAGUAAAAGAAAAUUAUUACAAUUCCAGAUUUCUUUCAAUACUCAAUUAAAAACUUUACUAAUGUUUCACUCACCUCGUUUGUUGCAGAUACUGAAGGGAUGGCGUUACGACUCGGCAGCUGAUUGGUGGUCUUUUGGUGUUCUUUUAUACGAGAUGCUGAUUGGUCAGGUGCGUGUUACACGUUAAAUAUAUUUUAAAUUUCCAUCAGAAUCUCCAACGUUAUUCAAAAAAACCAUUUAUUAGAGCAAUUUAGUGUCACAAAUAAGACGGGAUUGCUUUGGUUCUGCUUUACUUCGUUCUGAUUGUUAUAGAAAAGUCACGUCUCUAUCUCAACCAAUUAGAUAAAAAACUAAACCCAAUCACAACUUGGUCACUCGCGUUUUCCCGCGCUUUAUGCAGUUGGUUUGGUUUUCUUUGAGUUUUUAUCGGCUCUUAAGGGCAUUUUUCUUUUCUUCGGAUUUACUUUGGUUUUGCUUUUACGAUACUCAGUCGAAAAGCACUGUAUGUCUGCACUAAUCAAAACUGAAUUGGAGUACAGUCCGUUCUAUAACCGUUACCAUUAUUUUUUCACCUAUAUGUUGUUAUAUUUUGUUCAAGGAAGCUCCCUCUUCUCGAUAGUCUAGAGGUGUUAAAAAUUCCAGGCAUAGGCAUACUUGAUGUUAUGUUUUCGUUUUCUCAACAGUCUCCGUUCGCUGGUGAAGAUGAGGAAGAUUUGUUUGACUCCAUCUGCCGUGAUAAGGUUCAUUAUCCAAAGUGGAUCUCACAACCUGCAGAAGAUUGCUUGAGCCAGGUGGGUACAGUGUAUUGAAAAAACAGAAAAAUGAUACAAACUCUCGGCUCAGUUUGUACCUUAUGAUCCGUAUGCAUAUUCUCUGUACUGUUCUCUGUGCACAUCUGUUAAUGACAAGGAGAAUUUGUUGAACGAGCUAGUGCUCCUAAAUUUGGUGCGGAUCAUGUUUUUUCAUUCUCAUGGCCAUAAUGUUUGAUUCAGUUGUAACACAGCAAAGAGAAAUUAGAUGUUAGUCACUCUUAUGGCUCAAAAGCUAAGUCGCAUUUUGUUUUUCCUGUAGCUCUUUGAAAGGACCCCGAUGGAGAGGCUUGGCUACAGAAAUGGAACCAACCCGGCCAUCCGAAAUCACAAGUUUUUUGAACGCAUUGAUUGGGUUAAGCUUGAAGACAGGAGAGUGGCACCGCCCUUCAAACCUAAUGUGGUAAGUGGGCAUCUUAAUUCUCUUGACCAGUCCCAGGCCGAGUGCUGUUGGUGGAGGGGGGGGGUAGGGAAGUCGAGGGGUUAUAUCCCCCUACUGUCAAAGAAAUGAUAAAACGCGUACAAGAAUUAAUACAUUAGGAGAGGUUGUAGAGGUGAGUGUAACCAAUUGCGAAAACACAUUACAACAUUCCCGUUGAAGGAACUACGAACAAAAAAGCAGACCAAAGAACUAAAUGAAACAUAAUUUCCGAGGUGGUGAGAGGAAAUUGGUGAAUUGCCCUCAAAAAUUCCUGCAAGGAAAAAUCGAAAAAAAUCGAAAAGAUAACUUAAGAUGUCAAGGGCACACUGAGCUCUGGACAAAGACCGUGGAGCAAGGCGAAAAUAUUUCUGGACCAACACGACCGUAAAAGCAGUCGUUGAAGGAGAAUAGAGAGUGUUUUCUGACAGGGCCGAACAAGGGUUGUACAGUGGACUGGAAACGAGAAUAUUGUAACAGGAAAGAUACUCCUCCCAUGAAAGUGGUCUUUCCCUGAGUGAAAGAUUUAUUCAUAAGUCCUCUCUAACAUUGCUAACAAUUGUGUCCCUGUUCAACCCCUACAGGGUUCAGAUCACGAUACGAACAAUUUUGAUCCCGAUUUCACCAUGGAAGCACCACGGUUUACCCCAACAGACAAAGAUCUACUGCAGUCAAUGGACCAGGGACAAUUCCGAGGAUUCUCGUUUGUAAAUCCUUACUUUGGUACACAGCACUAAUUUAUAGACUUAAAGAAAACCAUUUUGCCUAGUGUGCAUCUUGAAAAAUUUAACGUCGCGUUACGUCUCCUCGUCACGCAACGCUAUCGUAACUCACGCAUUGUGUGACUGAUGCUUAGGAGUCAUUAUCAAUUAUGAAACUUGGAAAUUUGGCUGGGUUUUGAUUUUUGCGGAUUUUGGGUUUAUCCUUGAUCCGCUAAAAAAAAGUUCUAAGAAAAAUAAUGAGCUGUAAAAAUAAGACGCCAGAAAAAUUACUUCCUUUAGUCAUAAAAAUCUCUGCAUAUUGGUUAAAUUGCACUCCGUGUUCGAUUUUCACUCGAAAUCUUCAUCAACGAAUCAUCUACUCUGCAUCUCGCUCCCUUUUUCGUUGAUAUUCUGAGCUUGAAAAUUUUGCUCCGCUGACCAAAACUCCCGCUAGAUUUCCGCACUACAAAGUAAACUUUCCGCGUUCGUCAAUUCCAGUCCCGUCAAUGUUCUCCAUCUUAAGCCAGCCUUGUAUCUUUUAGGUUUGUUUUAUCCAUUUUGCCAUUUUUCCUUCUCAGUAGAUUAUUAUUUUGUAUUUGUCUUCUUUUGAAGUUUUUUUUAUCGUUAAAUGUGAUUACAAAGCUCCUUUUGUGAGGUGUAACUUAGUUAUUCCAACUUGAUUUACCUGUUUCACGCCCUCAUAAUGAUCGCCUCGGCACCAGCCUUCCUUUGCCCAUGGGAAAGUAUGAGACCUUGGGUCUGGCACUGGUAAUGAGGCUGAUUAUUAGUUCCAGACCCUCGGCAGUCGUCUUCUCGACUUGCCUCAAAUUUUCUCCCGCGGGCAGAGAAACGCGCGUCCUGCAGCGCUCAUGAUGAGGGCCUGAUUGCAGGCUAUAAAAAUUCACUCUAGUUAGGAAUGGUCCUUAAGCUUAACUUCUGAGACUUGUCAUUUGUUCUUUACUUCUAAAUUUAAUUCUUAGUAUGACGAAUUCGUCUCAAGGCUCUCAGUUUUUCGUGUAGGCCGCUCUAGAGUUUAUAUCAAAUUGAAUAUGAUUGUUAAAUCUCAGUUGUCCUUGCGUGACCCUCGCUUGUCACGCCUCAGACAGCACAUUAAUGACGCGUGACUUACCUCAUGAAAGACUAAACGUUCUUUUCAUGGGAUCAAAGCUAUGGGGCUAGUUAGAGCAUGAAAAGUAUAUGCAAUAUCGAAAUCAAAAUGCAAUCAAAUUAUAUUUCUUUUCAUUUCACUGAAAAGUCCUCUCAAUAAUCUUAAAUCUUUCCUUGUUAUGAUUUCGAGUUUUAGAUCGGGAACCAGUCUCAAACUGAAAAAGGAGAAACAAUUAGUGAAAGGGAACAUUAGUUUUUACAUUUCUUUCCAAGGAAGAAAAUUCCGGGAAUAGUAAAAGAUUAGGAAAUAUCAAAUUUACUUUUAAUCAUUUUUAAACUUUUAAACUUUAGGAUGUUGGAAGUUUUAUUUGAAUCAUAUGAAUUGUAAUCGGAAUCAAGUAAACUGAAAAGUGUUCCUUCUGUGUUGAAUAUUGCACUU